AUGGCCUCAUCCAAUACCGGCAAGGCUGGAGUUAUCAAAGCUUCUGAAGAUGCCGGCAGCAUUGACCAACUUGCGCACGCCGUGCUUGACGACCUACUCUACAACAUUGUUCAUGAUUUAUUAAUGAAGACGCAUCGAGACGAGAAGAUCGCCCGUGCCUCGACCGCUGCCAUUCGGGUCGAAAAGUUGGCCGCCGACACCUCAGAUUCCUCUGCCCCUGAUGCUCGACCAGACAUCAAGGUCGAAACAGACGCGGCCGUCUACGAUGAAGGAAAAGUCCUUUUGAAGGGGAACCCGUUAAUGACCACACCAGACAUUGUCUGCCCACGAUGUCACCUCCCGCGAUUAUUAUACCCCACGGAUGGAAAGGGGGCGAGAAAACCCGACCCGAGCAUAAUCUACUGCAAGAAGCAUCCGUACAUCGACAAGCCCGGAUACGACAUCUAUGGCCAGACGUGGGUUGCACAAGGCCCUGGAAGAGGCAAGAAAAAGAAGGACAUGGAGAAGAAGCUAGAACAGAACUCGGAUUCCCCUACACCAGAAGGUGGAACAGGUGGUGGUGCUGCUUCUCGACCCCCGAAUAUGCUUUCCUUCCCAUCGGCCACCUGUAGCAAAUGCAAGCGAUGCAUCCUGGUCACUCGACUUAACAAUCACAUGGGAUCGUGUAUUGGAAACAGUGGUAGGAACGCAAGCCGUGCCGCCGCACAGAAGAUCAGUAAUGGUAACAACGCGAACGGAAGCAUGGAUGGAACUCCUCCUUCUAGUCAAAAGGGUACACCGCAUCCGAGCUCGCGAGCUAGUAGUCCGAAGAAGAGAGAUAAUGAUGAUGUAGAUGACGAUGACGAGACCGAUAACGAUGCACACAAGAAGAAGAAGAUGAAGCCUACGGCGGCGAACGCGGCUAACAAGAAGCUCAUCCUUAAGAACAAGGGUGGUUCCGGCACUAAGAAGGAGAAGGUUAAGACCGGCUCCUCGCUCGUAGUCGAGCAAAAAGUAGACGAUGACGACGCAGAGGGUUCCACGGUGGAAGUUGCACCCAAGAAGAAGGUGACGAAAGUCCCAAGCCCAGCUAAGAAGCUGAAGUUAGGUGCUUCUAAACCAAUACUUUCUUCACCGGUGUCUAAAAGUAACGGCAAUAAGCACUCAACUCCUAACGGUAGAGACGACGAUCGCGAGUCUGAGAGCUCUGGAACCUUGUCUUCUCCACCGGUUGUAUGA
Annulohypoxylon maeteangense is the source of this 1218-nucleotide messenger RNA. RefSeq lists its product as uncharacterized. The transcript is spliced from 2 exons. NCBI's taxonomy places the organism in Eukaryota, Fungi, Ascomycota, Sordariomycetes, Xylariales, Hypoxylaceae. The coding region runs from base 1 to 1218 and encodes 405 amino acids. The record is from RefSeq and is a predicted model, not a curated record.